AUGACUAUCUUACUUAACUAUCGACUUCUUGAAAUUUCGAGAUAUAGAGUACAUAACUUUAUACGACAUACCACUAAUUUUAAUGUUAAUAAUGCUCGAAAUUCUACAACAGCCGCAUCUAGAUGUAUUGAGACAGUUAUUUUAAGAAAUGAACAAGAUGCUAAAAAAGUAAUAUAUCAUUUUUCACCUGAGGAACGUGAUCUUUUAUUAAAAGCAUUACAAAAAGAUACUAUUAAUGAUGGUAAUAAAGAAAUAUCAAAAAUUGAUGGCAAAAAAUUAUUUUUAUUUAAUGCUAUACCAUUUGUUGGUUUUGGUAUUCUUGAUAAUAUGAUAAUGAUUAUUGCUGGUGAAUAUAUUGAUCAACAAAUUGGUACAAUUUUUACAAUAAGUACAAUGGCUGCAGCAGCAUUAGGAAAUACAAUUUCUGAUGUUUCUGGUGUUGGUUUAGCUCAUUAUGUUGAAAUAAUUGUUGGAAAAUUUGGUAUUAAACAUCCUGAUCUUAGUGCUGAUCAGCUUAAUUCAAAGAAAGGACGUCUUAUUUCAAAUUUUGCCCGAGCAUUUGGAUUAGUUGUUGGUUGUACAAUUGGAAUGUUUCCACUAUUAUUUUUUAAUAAUAAAUAA
This is a messenger RNA of Strongyloides ratti, 621 nucleotides long. RefSeq names its product Transmembrane protein 65. The record is from RefSeq and is a predicted model, not a curated record. The coding region runs from base 1 to 621 and encodes 206 amino acids. NCBI's taxonomy places the organism in Eukaryota, Metazoa, Nematoda, Chromadorea, Rhabditida, Strongyloididae. The transcript has a single exon. Gene Ontology annotation, cellular component: mitochondrion.